GCUGGCACGCCGGACGCCGUUUGCUUCAGUUGCAGAGAUCCAGCAGUUCGAUCGAGACUUACUGGCGGCUGAGGCGAGCGUGCGAGAAGAUCACCGGAUCGAUUUCACAGCGAAUAGUAUCAAGAAUCCCCGUAGCUUGGCUGGCUAUCGUAAUCCACCCGACGCAGAUCUCUGGCGCGGUCAACAGAUCUUCUAUGUGGCUCUCUGGCAUAUCCGCUCCAAGAUUCAUCGCGGCCUAUUGUUUACGAGCAAGGUUUUGAGCCCGGAUCUCAAGGAUCAAUUCAAUCUUCGUGUCCACCAAGAUAUCGUCAAGGAUUCAUCUUUGCUUUUACUUGAGUUUUACCGAUACCUCCAGCUUCCUACCGCAUUUAUAUCUGCGAUCGUUGGGGCUGCUCUCACCCUUUGCCUACAGCUAGCUGAGGACCCAACUGAUUCUCAAUCGAACCGAAUUAAGGCACAUGUACAGGUUGUACUUCACCGUCUGGAACGUAUUCAAUCUCCCAUCAUUGUGAGAUCAAGACAUGUGCUACAGUACAUUAUGUCGACCAGUAACACUAUGCCCGAAAACUCCGUACCAAUUCAUGACCUUCAAGUCGAAGGCUUCCAGGAACGCCUAUGGACCACUCCCGAAUGCUUACCAACUACCAAGGCAACCGGAACAUCUUCAGAUACUGCCAGGCUACUCUCUCGAAAAGAACAUUUAGGGGAACCAUCUACAAGAUCACUGGGCCCAAGCUCGAAUACCAACUCUGAAAGCAUAUCUCAAGUCCUCAAGGCAUCGACUUUCCGUUGCGGAACUUUAUCACCUGGGACAAGUCAUGGCCCAUCCUCUCAAGUCACCCAUAGUAAUGACCAGCUUAAAACCUCGACGAAGGCCUCGAAUAUCGAUGGAUUCUCGUGCGCACCUUUGAGUACACGAUUGGACACCAAUACAAAUCCCGAACUACUGUCUCUUUUGCUAUUCGGACAGUCCGAUCUAGCGCCUGUGCAACCAUCUGUGACAUCUUGUUCUUUCGGCGGGUCCAAGCAGGACUCGACUCUAGGCCUAAGUCAAGCUGAUAUCGACUCAAUAGUACAAUUUGCCGAAGGUGAUUUCCAAGGAUCGGGGGCAGGAGUCAUCUCCUCCCAAGCUGCUCCUCCCCUUGCGCUUCCAGUAGGUUUUAGUGGUAUCCAAACCCAAAACAAUCUCAAUGAUUUCACUGGUUCAGAAGGACAGAUUCCCGAAACCUUUUCGUCUUCAUAUCCUCAACAACCAAUUGCGAAACGCCCAUUGAUGUCUAAUCAAAGCACCUCAAUAUCAAGUGAUACGUUUGACCCUGGGACUGCUCUAAACUCCAUCAACGUGCCCGAAAUCGCAAGAAAUCCUGAUGACGCGAUGGAUAUGCAAACCUUUUUGAGCGAAUUCAUAGAUCCCAAAUUUCUGUCAGAGCUGUUACAAAGACGAGAUCUUCCGGGGCACGAAUCGUCCUCGUCAAUUGCUCAACCGACUUCAACUUCCUCCGAGCAGAGACAACAUCCUUUGAACUCUCCUACUCUUUCCUACGCCACUCCUGGUCAGAUUAAUAAUCCAGAUAAAUCGCUACUCGAACAUCAAAACGCAACUAGAAUCAACUUUGGCGAACUUGGAGAUCCAGCCGUGUCAUUGACUAAAGCCCUCGACGAGCGAGCCUUCUUUAGCCAUUGCAUCCCGUUGAACGAUGAUCAAUUAUCCACGUCAAAUUUGCUAGGCAUUUUUAACGGGUCUGAAACUCAAAAAUCGGGUGCGAAUCUAUCAUCCAUACCGCAACCGCUCAGUUCCAUGGUCUCUCUCACCAGCUCAGGCUCAGCCUCACACGCGGAUUGGGAUCAACUAGUACCGUCGGACUUGAUCAAUUCAGCCGCUCAAGACUCGAGUCAUUGGAUUGACGACCAAGCGAUGUGGUCAAGAAGUCCGAACACAAAUGAUAACAUCUCUUCUUUAGAUGCGUUGAAUACUUUUGAUCAGGCAUAUCAAGGUCCACUUCAAAAUCAUGGCCAAUUUGUGGAUUGGGGUCCAGUGAGAUCGUAGAUGCUGCCAGUACAGUCACAAUUCAAGGACGAUAUAUAACGUAUAUGUCAGUUUGGUUCCAUUAUUGACCUUUAAGCAAAAGAACUAAGCUGGAAUGUUUCCCGCUACAAAAGGAGGAGGUGAUAUUAUUACAUAUUUGAAUUAUAAUUUAAUGAAAGGCCCGAUUGAUACAAAUAUGGUCAAAUGUUUAUAUGCUUCAGGUUCUGUGUGUAGACUUGAAAUCCCAAAGUUGAGAACCUGACUUACAUGUAACAGUACAUGCUAACUUUGUGUUUUGAAAGCUGUUGUGGAUUUCAGACUGUCUGGGCUAUAAUGUAUUUUUGCUUCAUCGAAAGAUUUUGCCAAGAGAGUCAAGU
This is a messenger RNA of Melampsora larici-populina 98AG31, 2403 nucleotides long. RefSeq lists its product as uncharacterized. The record is from RefSeq and is a predicted model, not a curated record. The transcript has 7 exons. Lineage: Eukaryota; Fungi; Basidiomycota; Pucciniomycetes; Pucciniales; Melampsoraceae. Bases 539 to 2047 code for a protein of 502 amino acids.